AUGGCACAUGUUCUCGGUCCUUGCAUGAAAGAAUUGGUAGCGAGCAUUCACUCUCAAGUCAACACAAUUACCAAGUUCCCUGACUCGCAUUCCUCCCUCAUCCUUCCUUCAGAUCCGAUGCACCUGGAAAAGUACGGCGUCUCCGUCCUCGGUAUCCUUAACCAUUACGAUGUCUGGAAUGCUGUUCCCGUUGACGAAAAUGGCCUUCCCCGCAAUUGCAUUCACCGCGUCCUCCGGCACGCGAUGACCCAGCGCACCUUCUGCGAGCCUGCCCACGGCUGCGCCGCGCACACAGCCAACAGCGCCGCAGUUGUCAAGGAUAGCUCGUUAUCAGCUUGUAUAGGGCACAAUAUUGACGAAGUUGGACGGGCUUUAAGCUGGCAGGUCAAAGCGUUAGACAUAUGGGGUGACACGGAAGAUCCGAACAGGUCGGCUCUUUGUCUUGCGACCGAAUUGGCAGAGGGGGGUACAAUCUUCAAAUUUCUGCAGAAUGAUGGUGAGGGUGUGGAGAAAGGGUGGAGAGCGAAACAAUCCUGUCUGGCGAUGACCGCGAUGACCACGAUGAGUAAAACAACCGCAUUCUCGCACGCAUCUGCGCACCGGAUUCGAUUGGGCCUCUCUGGGCGAAGCCACGCUGGUCGAUGUGUGCAUUUCCUACAAUUUCUGAGUGCCAACAUGCGGACUGUAAAACUAACCAAUUUGCAGAUAGGGGGUUCCGCAGGCCACAACGAUAUCGAACUCGCACUGCACUAUCCCAGCAUCAAAUUCAUCAUCCAAGACCGCGUCGAGGUUGUCGCCUCCUUCGAAGGUUCCUUGCACUCCGAUCUCAACAGUCGCAUCAGCUUCCAAAUGUACGACUUCAUGACCCUACAACCCAUCAAAGGUGCCGACGUAUACUUCCUGAAGCACAUCUUACAUGGAUGGCCGGACCUCGUGUCAGUCAAGAUUCUGCAAAAUAUAGUUCCAGCCAUGACAACGUUCGAGGAUAAUGAGGGUAGUAGACUGCUGAUUAUGGAGAGCGUAAUGCCAGAGAUGGGCGAGAUGACGGCUGCGUUGAGUGCGAAGGAGCUCACAAGAGCUGAUUUGGAGGCACUAUUAAGAACCCCAGAUCAGAAGCUUCGUAUUGUCAAUGUCAGACAGCCUACAGGCUGUGCGGAUGCAGUUAUCGAGGUUGUCUUGGAUCCGCACCUAUAA
Hyaloscypha bicolor E is the source of this 1194-nucleotide messenger RNA. RefSeq names its product S-adenosyl-L-methionine-dependent methyltransferase. The coding region runs from base 1 to 1194 and encodes 397 amino acids. NCBI's taxonomy places the organism in Eukaryota, Fungi, Ascomycota, Leotiomycetes, Helotiales, Hyaloscyphaceae. The record is from RefSeq and is a predicted model, not a curated record. The transcript has 4 exons. Gene Ontology annotation, molecular function: O-methyltransferase activity.